Molecule: messenger RNA, 2189 nt
Organism: Tachysurus fulvidraco (yellow catfish)
Lineage: Eukaryota; Metazoa; Chordata; Actinopteri; Siluriformes; Bagridae
Gene: nxn
Product: nucleoredoxin
Exons: 8
Coding region: 197-1453 (418 amino acids)
Molecular function (GO): thioredoxin-disulfide reductase (NADPH) activity
Source: RefSeq, a predicted model, not a curated record
CAGAGCGCAUUCCUUAACAGCACUCAGUGUAUCCAGCCCGGUGUGUGUGUAUGUGUGUGUAUGUGUGCGUGCGCGUGUGUGUACAAAUAAAGCGGCUCCACGGCGGUUCGGCUUCCGUUAAGCCUGCUGAGGUUUUAUUCCGAGCUCGUGGGUCGACCUACGGGGUAAUAAACACGCGCGUCCUCCGUGAGCGGCGAUGUCGGAGUUCCUGGUGAGUCUGUUUGGUGAGCGGCUCGUCACCGGAGAGAAAGCCGAGGUGGACGUGCACGCGCUGGGCAGCGGGCUCGCGCUGGUCGGCCUGUACUUCGGCUGCAGCGUGAACGCGCCGAGCCGCCAGUUCAACAGCAGCCUGGCUGACUUCUACUGCCACUUCAAAACAUCCUCCGAGCACAAGGACAAGCUGGAAAUCGUCUUCAUCUCGUCCGAUCAGGACCAGAAACACUGGCAGGACUUCUUACAGGAGAUGCAAUGGCCGGCUUUGCCUUUUAAAGACAGACACAAAAAGAUGAAGCUGUGGAACAAGUACAAGGUGACCAGUAUUCCCUCACUGGUGUUUGUGGAUGCAACAACAGGGAAGGUGGUGUGUCGCAACGGUUUACUAGUGGUGAAAGACGACCCUAAAGGUCUAGAGUUCCCGUGGGGGCCGAAGCCCUUUGCGGAGGUGGUGGCUGGACCUCUGCUCAGUAACAACAGACAGCCGACAGACAGCAGCACUCUUGAGGGCUCCUACGUGGGGAUUUACUUCUCUGCUCACUGGUGCCCUCCAUGCCGCAGUCUUACCCGAGUGCUGGUGGAGUCUUAUCGGAAAGUAAAGGAGUCUGGACACAAGUUUGAGAUCGUGUUUGUGAGCGCUGACAGAUCAGAAGAUUCCUUCACACAGUAUUUCAGCGAGAUGCCGUGGCUGGCCGUGCCUUACACAGACGAGGCCAGGAGAUCCCGCCUCAACAGACUCUACGGCAUACAAGGAAUCCCCACACUGAUUUUUCUGGACACAGAGGGUCACAUGAUCACACGGCAGGGCAGGGUGGAGGUGCUCAAUGACCCAGAAUGCCAUCUUUUCCCCUGGCACCCAAGGCCUGUGCUGGAGCUCAGUGAAUCCAACGCUGUGCAGCUCCAUGAAGGUCCCUGUCUAGUCCUCUUUGUAGACGCAGAGGAGGAGGGUGAGCUUGAGCCAGCCAAGGAGCUCAUCCAGCCAAUUGCUGAGAAGAUCAUGGCCAAGUACAAAGCCAAGGAUGAGGAAACCCCGCUGCUCUUUUUUGUAGCUGGAGAGGACGACAUGAGUGACUCUCUGCGUGAUUACACCAACCUGCCCGAGGCGGCGCCACUGCUCACCAUCCUGGACAUGUCGGCCAGGGCCAAGUACGUCAAAGACGUGGAGGAGAUCACGCCGGCCGUGGUGGAGCAGUUUGUCAGUGACUUUCUAGCCGAGAAGCUCAAACCGGAGCCAAUAUAAUGUCGGACAAACGUACAUCUCCCAUCAGCCCCAUGACUUCCACUUCCCUCCCUUUCCUCCUGUGAGACUCUGAGAUGCUUCACUUUGUACUGACUCGUUUUUUUUUUUUUUUUUUUUAAAACAGACUCUACCCCCGAACCCCUGAGUAUUUCCUUCCCUCCUGUGGUGCCUUGCAUAUUUACAGCCUGGAUGGUAACAAAUCAUAAAAAGACUUUUCUCUUGUUGCAGUACAUGUCAGAUCUCAGAAUGUAGAUGAAACCUUACAGCUGCAGGACACUUGGAUAUAAAACACUUUUUUUUUAAUUAAAAAUGACAAAAACAUGGCUUUUAGUUCCACUGCUUUCAGGUGUUUUUGCGGAACGCCGGACCUGCGUUUCAGGCUGCACUUUGCUCCUUACGGGUGCUGAUUAUACACGUUCAUGGACAACCUGAUAUCUCUAAAGAAAACUUUUAUCAUGGCCGUUUUAUGCGGUCGGCUUUUCCUGAUCCGGAAAUCAAGCUGAUUAUUUCUCCGAUAGUUUCCUGAUAUUUGAAGUAACAAAGUAAUUUUACCCCUUUGUCACAUUUAGUAAUUUUUCUCUGAAGGUCCAGUUUAAUAAACAAAAAAUAAAUAAAAGGCACAUAAUAGCAUUUAACAAGCUUCUAUACUAAACGUAGGCAUUUAUUAGUGUAAAGCUUCUGUCUUUCCUUCAUUGUGUUUCUGCUGAGCCCUGGCCAUUAAAACUGACUGUCUCGG